This is a messenger RNA of Drosophila serrata, 2906 nucleotides long. RefSeq lists its product as uncharacterized. NCBI's taxonomy places the organism in Eukaryota, Metazoa, Arthropoda, Insecta, Diptera, Drosophilidae. Gene Ontology annotation, biological process: regulation of transcription by RNA polymerase II. The record is from RefSeq and is a predicted model, not a curated record. Gene Ontology annotation, molecular function: DNA-binding transcription factor activity, RNA polymerase II-specific; RNA polymerase II transcription regulatory region sequence-specific DNA binding. Gene Ontology annotation, cellular component: nucleus.
GCCAGUUUCUGACCACCACUGAGUGCAACGAUUAUUCGAUAGCUAUUAUUGGCGCACCCUCCGAUAUGCACUGCGAGAGGCAGCCCUGGCCUGCCACUCUUGCCCCGAUUACUCGAUUUUCGAAAGGUUUUGCAGCUCUGCCGUUCGCCCAGCCCUGGAAAACCACGCCAGUCAUUUUUGUUUUGAUAAGGAUACGGAUACAAAAAGAGCGUGGCCUGGAAAAAGUGCAGAUAUAGGCGAGAAAACACUGCAAUUUACGGAGAAAUCGGUGCAAACAGUGCGGUGGAUAGUGCGCGAAAUAGUGGGCGCGUAUUCGAGCAUUCCCGGGGCUACAUACGUGGAAGGCAGCGUGUGGUGGCGGAGCAGAGGCGCAGAAGAAGAAGAAGAGGCGGAGGCAGCAGCAGUGGUACACAGAAGAAGAAGGCGAAGCACGGCGCAGACAGCUAAAAUAACAAACCAGGGAAGAGCCCGCGGAGAGAGUGGAGAGUGGUGCGGUGCGGUGCGGAGCGGAGUGGAGUGGCGGGGAAUGGCUGUGGGCCUGCCGUGGCUGCCAUUGUAUAACGCUGAUGGGCAGACAAUAGUGCCGCGCUAAGACUUAAUCUCGAAUACCUCGCAGCACCAUGCAUCUGAACCAUGCGACUGCCGCCACAGCAGCCAUGGCCAACUACCAGCACUACCAGCUGCCCGCCUCCCACGGCGGUGGCGGCGGUGGCGGUGCAGGAGGAGGCGGUGGCGGAGGAGGGGGCGGCGGCGGUGGUGGUGGUGGCGGUGGAACUGGCCUGCAACAGCCCACGACACUAGCCAGCCUGCAGCAGAGCCCGUUUGCCCUGCAUCAACUGACCGCUGUGCAGGCCAUUCAACAUCCCACCCACCAGGCCAUGCUCCAUCCACAGCACCCGCUGGUCCAUUUGCUGGACAUCUCCACGACCACGGCGAAUAGUGGGGGCGGAGGCAACGGAGGUGCCGGCAAUCAUACCCCCAUUUCACCCAUGAAACAGGAAGUGCAGAGCGUGAUCAGCGAGGAAGAGGUGGUGGUGGACGAUCCGCGCAAGAAGAAGCAGUGCCACGUGUGCAAGAACAAGUUCCGGCAACUGACCACGUUACGCAACCACAUGAAGAUCCACACGGACGAGCGGCCCUACAAGUGCAAGCACUGUGACAAGGCCUUCCGCCAGAUCUCGACGCUGACCAACCACGUGAAGAUCCACACCGGCGAGAAGCCGUUCACCUGCAACAUUUGCGCCAAGGACUUUCGCCAGCAGAGUACGCUGAUUAACCACAUCAAGACGCACAAGGCGGCAGAGUCCAGCACGCCCACGUCCCUGCUGAACUAUCAGCCGCAGCCGGGCAGCGGCAAGCAUCGAAAGUCGCAGAUGCAGGUCUACCAGCAGCAGCAUCAGCGUGUCCAAAUCUCAAAGACCCUGUACUCCGGCAGCUAUAGCUCUCCGGCGGCCGAGGAGCUGGUAAAGCCGUAUCAGUGCAGCGUCUGCAAGCGCCGCUUCCCGCAGCUGACCACGCUGCACAACCAUGAGCGGACCCACAUCGAUCCCAAGCCCUACAAGUGCGAGACGUGCGACAAGUCCUUCAGCCAGCUGGCGACACUGGCCAACCACAAGAAGAUCCACACGGGCGACAAGCCGUACACGUGUUCCUACUGCCACAUGCAGUUCCGCCAGCAGAGCACCCUCACCAACCACCUCAAGACGCAUUCGCAUCAAAUAGCCGGCGGUGGAGCAGGAGCUGGAGGACCCGGAGGAUCAUCAGGAGGUGGCGGAGGAGGCGCCGUAACAGCCACAGUGGAUCACUCAAUGCCCACAACUCUGGCGGCCGGGACGCAGCAGCUGACGACUGGACUGUUGCCGAACAACCUGCACGGCAAUACACCGAACAUCAUCCAGCUGGACCAUCAUCCGCUACUGCAUUUCCUCGAUGGCAGCACCACGGUCAGUUCGGUGGUGGCAACGGCGGCGGCCGUUACAAAAGUUGAGCACUUCCAGCCCGGGGGAAGCGGAGCAGGAGGUGGAGGAGGAUCACCGCCGGGACGCAUGACUAUUGUGGGUAACAUCAAUAUGCUGAAGGGUGACAAUCCGGAUAGGCCAUUCGGCUGCAGCGUUUGCCAGCGGUUCUUCUCGCAGCAGAGCACCCUGGUAAAUCACAUCAAGACGCACACGGGCGAAAAGCCGUACAAGUGCAAGAUCUGUGAGGUGAACUUCCGGCAGGUGGCCACGCUGAACAACCACAUGAAGAUCCAUACCGGGGAAAAGCCCUACAACUGUUCCUACUGCCCCAAGCAGUUCCGGCAGAAGAGUACGCUGCAGAAUCACCUCAGGGUGCACACCUGCUAGACCUGCCAGACUCCAGAUCGCCAGGCAGCCAGCUAGCCAGCCAGUUAAGCAGCCAUUGAGGAGGAAUAGUGCAAUAUGCAUGCCACAUAGCACAUACACAGUUAUAGAUCGCAUAUACGGCAUACGAAUACGAUGAUUACAUGAAUACUAUAUUUAAAUAUAUAUACUCGAAAGUGUUAUUUACCUGCUGUGCAGAGCGCAAUUGUAUGUAACUAUAUAUCGCGUAGAGAGCCGAUCCACAUGCGUGUCCAAUUGUAAAUUAAGGCUAAAACCAUAUUCGCAUAAGCCACGAAUGAUUACGAUAACGAUGAUGAUGAUGAUACAGGGUGUGUGUGUUUAAGCCUAAACUCUACAGCUAUCCUAGUGUAGGAUCGAUGCUCGAGGAGCGUAACCUUUAGACCAUUCUAAGCCAUUUUAAUCUAAGGUUAAUUUUUAUCUUACCAUCAGCUCGGAUUUCUAAUGAAACUCGUUAACAAAUUAUACACAUUUUCCUUGUAAAUUAUACAAGUUAUUUAGGCUCUUAUUUUCUAGUUCUGAUAAAUAAAAAUCGUUUACACUUUA